Osmia bicornis bicornis is the source of this 3492-nucleotide messenger RNA. It is a transcript of the gene DZIP1, whose product is annotated as zinc finger protein DZIP1L. NCBI's taxonomy places the organism in Eukaryota, Metazoa, Arthropoda, Insecta, Hymenoptera, Megachilidae. The record is from RefSeq and is a predicted model, not a curated record. Gene Ontology annotation, biological process: cilium assembly. The coding region runs from base 23 to 3250 and encodes 1075 amino acids. The transcript is spliced from 8 exons. Gene Ontology annotation, cellular component: cytoplasm; ciliary basal body.
AAAGAUAUUUAUAAAUAUUAUAAUGGCAUUUUCCCUACAUAUUGGCACCAAAUGGUGUCACGAUUUUCCAAAAUUGGCAAGAGAAUCAGGUUUUUACUUUGAUAAGCAUAAAUCUAAAGUACGAAUAGACUGGAACCGUAUAAGUAGCAUAGAUAUAGAUCGGGUUAUAGGAGAAAGAGAUUUUUAUACGAUUGAUGACAAUAUAAAUAAUGUAAUAGAUUAUUGUCUAGAAAGUGAAUAUGAUGUUAAAAUUUUAGAUUCAAAUUUUGUUAAACUAUUUCGCCUUGCACAGCUAGCAGUUGAAUAUUUAUUGUAUUGUAAACAAUAUUUGGAUCAUAGUGUAAUAAUAUUAAAAGAUGAAUUGAGAUCAAAAAUAGAAGAGAAUGUUAAAUUAAAGAAAGAAAUAACUACCUUGGAAGAAAUGAUAAAACGUUUAAAAGAAAAAACAAAAGAGCGAAAUAGAUUAAUAGAAACUAAGAUUGGAGAUUGUAGUGGUGAAAUAUAUAAAUGCCCCCAUUGCCCAAAAACUUUUAUAUCUUCUAUGUUUGUAAGUGCUCACGUUAUACGUCGCCAUGCGUAUACAUCAGAUUUAUACAUGCCUGCAUCUCCUAUACACGAGCACUAUCGUAACGAGACUGAAAAAUUACACAAUGAAAUUAAAAAUUUAAAGGAAAGGCUAAAUGAAACAGAAAAAGUGAUAAGAAAUGAAGCUGAAAAAGUUUCUGAUAAAAAGACAAUAGAAUAUGAUAAAAAACAGUCUGAACAAGAAGCUGAAAGUUUUAAACAUAAUGUUAAUAAAUCUGAAGAGUAUCAAGAACAUAAAGGAUAUCAAGAGGAAAUAAAAAAUUUGAAAACUAUGCUGUUUGAUGAAAUACACAAUUUAAGGCAAAAAGAAAAAACUAUGUAUGAAUAUAAAACAGAAACAAAUAUGCAGACAUUGAUGAAUCAGCAAGAAAAAGAGUUUCAAAAAUUAAGAAAUCAGCUGUUUGAAAAAUUAAAUCCAGACAUAGAAAGUAUGCAUGCAAAAUUAUUUGCUCAAGAAAAUUUUUGGAAAUCAAAAAUAGAACAGUUGGAACAUCACCAUCAGAAAGAUGUUGAAAGACUGACCAUAGAAUUAAAACUAACACAAAAAAUAGCUGACAGUAUGAAAGCUGAAUAUGAAUCUAAAGUUAAUUAUCUAGAACGCCAAGCUGCAAAUCAAUCAAAUAUUUUAACUGAACAAAGUAAACAAUUGCAUUCCUUAUCUAAUGAAAUAAAUGUUUCACAGCUAAAUGAAAAUAGUUAUAAUUCUGAAAAUAAUUUACCGAAAAAAUACAACCAAUCUGCAAUAUUGAAACAAUUCAAUGAAACUGAAAAGAAAUCAAAUGAAGAUGAUUUUAAAAAAGAAUCUCAGUUAAGUAUGAAAACACAGAAAAUUAUUGUUGGAAAUAUUAAUAGUAUAAGUUCAGAUCCAUCAAACAAAGAAAUUCUACUAGCCUUAGAAAAUAAAUUAUCGGAAAGUAUGCAUACCUUGAAACCUAGAACUCAAACCAUCAUGUGUGAAAGUAAAGGAAGUGUUGAACAACAGAGUACAGAAACUAUGAAAGAUAUAAAGUUUGAUAAUGAAAAUAAAAGAAAUGAUACUUCAGAAUCAAAAGAUUUAACUAUUGAAUCAAUUAAGAAAGCUGAGUUAAAUGAAUCUAAUAUACGUAAGUUAAAAGGUUCGUCCGUCAAAAACAUUUCUCAAGAUUUCCUAUCUCGUGUAAAAAAUAAAAAAUUAGAAACUUUAUCAGACAAUUUUUCUUCUGAAACAAGCUCAGAAUUAUCUGUUUCUGACUCACGUAUACCUUCAGAAAUAGAGAGUAUUACUAAGAUUCGAAAUAAUUAUCCAUUACAUAAAUAUAUAACACAUACAUCAGUUUCAUCAAAACCUAAAAGACUAACAGAACAUGAUUCACUUUAUAAAAAACUACAAAUAAAUUUAAAAGAUAUAUUUGAACAGAAAUUACGAGAUUUAGGAAUAGACCCUGAAUGGCAGGGAAUACCUAAAGCAACUUUUAAGCAAAAAAUGGAUAUUUUGAAACAUCAUCAAAAAAUUGCUACAAAAAAAUUACCAAAAUAUCAUCAAAUUAAAUUAAAAAUAAUUAAAGAAGUUCUUGACAAAAUUUCUAAGAAAGACAAAGUGGCCGAAAGUCUUAAACAUUUUAAAAAGUCACCUUCACAUAAAUUGGUCACUGCUGUCAAACCAGCAUCACUUGAUGAUAAAAAAAAUCUUAGUAAUACUUCUCCACUAACAGGUACAGCGUCUAAUGAUUUUCAUUCUACAUUAGAAGGUGAUCAUUCUGUUAGAAGAGUAAUUGAUAAUGAAUCAUCGGUUAAAUCUACAAAACUUGCUAACAUUAAGACUACGGAAAAAUUAAUACAGCUUACUCAAAAUUCGAUAAAAUCUACAGGAAACAUUCAACAUGCAAUAAAUUCACAAGAAUCUUCUGUACAAAGGGGUUCAUUCAGUAAAAUGAAAACUUUAUUUAAUUCUGAACAAUUUAAUACAACUCUAAACGAUAAGGAUAUAUUAAAUAAUAAACUUGUGAAGAGCAAUAGUAUGGGCAAUUUAAAUAUGGAACAGCAGUUACAAAAUGUUUCAGUAUCUCCAAAAUAUAAUAAAAGUGUUCUCAAGUCUGCAACUGCUUCAACAAGUAGUUUAAUGAAAAAGAAAGUUAUUUUUGAUUUAGGAAAUGAAAGAGAUGAAGAAUCUUUAUCUGAUUAUGGUGUAGAGGAAGAAGAAUCAUUAUCUGAUUGUGAUAAAAAGAAAGGAGAAUCAAAUGAGAGUAAUCGGAAUACCGAUGGAAGAAAGCAUCUGACUGGGACAGAAGUUUAUAAAAAUUCAGAUAAUAUUAUACUAAAAACUACUCAAAGUGAUAAAAUUGCUGAAAUAUCAAGAAAACUUGAAGCGCAGUUAAAUAUGGUAAGACAGAAACCAGUAGGAUCAGUUGAAACAAUAUUUUCUUCAACAUAUAAACAAGGAACAAGAAAUGAAAAUAUAAUGAAAAAUGAAAAUGAAAAUGAAAAUGAAAAUGAAAAUAUAAAUUACACCAGUAUAAAUUCUUUUCUAGAGAGUUCAUUCAGAACAUCGAAUUCUAAAUUGACAAAUGAAUUGUUACUAUCGCCACAUAAUGUAAAAGAUAAAGUAAGUGAAACUUUAUAUGCAGAAUCCGUAUCAGAUAUAUCAGAUCUGGAUUCCGAUAUAGAUAAAAUUUUAAAAUUAGAAUAAUUGUAAACAAAUAGUACGUUUGAAAUAAUCAAAGUCGUACGAAUAUGUUUCUUUGUAUAAAAAAAAGUAUUUUUAACUCGGAAUGACUAGUAUAAAACAGUAUUAGUAUAUAUUUAAUUAAACUUAAUCUAUGUAGUUCUUCAAACCAAAGUAUACGUAAGUACAAUUAUCGUAUGAUAUUAAGUCAAUCAAUACUUUAUGUAUAACAUAGUACCUUAUCUAUAAAUAAAAAGGAACGAGUC